CGGAUUGCAGGAGAGGUGCUCUCACGUGACCCGUGCAGCUGUCGCAGUGUGCUGGCUCCAGCAUGGCUGCUUUAUCCAUGUGCUGGGAGUGAUGGGAGCAGUGACAGGCAGCUGAGCAUUCUGGGAGUGGAAGAAGGACCCUGAAAUGAAGAAUCCUGUUCCUUCCUCGCCCUUGGACACCUGUCCUUUCUGUGGAAAGCCUUUCAAAAGGUUAAAAUCCCACUUACCUCACUGCAAAAUGGCCAAAUCCAAAAAGAACUCGGAAUCUCCUGCUGGUGAUACACAGAUGGUGAGGGACGAUAUACAGAUUUCUAGAAUAAAUCGAAACCUGAGAGAUGGCUCCUUGGUCAGUAUGGGUACGGUUGGGGCGAACAACAAAGGAAAAGUUAAGAUGGCAGCAGUGAGCGACGCAGGACAACAUACAGGCAUGCUUCAGGAAGGCAGUGAACCGAUCACAACUAAAUUAAAAGUCAGCAGAGUUACCACGGAUAGCAAACUGACACAAAGACCAGAAAGACAACAUAAGGACGUAACGAACGUCAGAUCAUGGAAAACACCAGCAAAGAUAGAUUCAGAAUUUGACAACAGUUUGGACAUCCUGUAUCUCCAAGGUGGUUCACCCUCUUCCAAUGUCCAGGAACAUAUUUUGUUUAAGCAUUCAUCAAAUGAUUCAACUCAUCCCAUGUUGUCAGGACUUGACGUGAAGGUUGCUAUACACGAGCAGGUCACAAAGAAUCUGUUUGGGGUGGAGCUCGGGGAACAUUUACCGCAAACUGUCCCAGAGGGCUCGCUUCCUGAAAGUCAAGAUUUAAGUGAUAAGAACACGCCCGUAGGAAGCCAGACACAGAAUGGCCUUUUAGGAACAUGGCAGAACCUGCAUACAGAUCGGAACAGGUUAUUACCGGAACAUGAAGAUCUCACUACAGAGAUUGGAUGGGGAACAGGGGAGGUUCUAGUGCCUGGUAAAACUCUGGUUUGGGAUCAUCUGAAAGGAUCGCUUUGUGGGAAAACCUGUCUUGAGAAUCGAAAUGAGAUUUUGAAGCAGAUUCCAUUGCUCUCCCAUAAUACCAAAUCCUCCCAGAUAGACGCUCCUUAUGGACCUAAGCAGGAGAGACUUAGAACGCAAAUGUUAGGUGACACUUUUGCUGUUCAACUGCAGCCUCCAGCAGAGAGUCACUCUGCCCUGGGAUCCAGUGGUAAAACAAUGGAGAACAUCUGGAAUCUAAAACUCUUCCUGGAUGCAGCUCCUGAAUCCAAACCCGAGACGCUCUCUUCGCAGUCUCUCAGUGGUGUCUCUCCAGAUCGUAGUCUGGGAAUGCAGUGGAUUCCUGAACUUUACCCCAAUUAUAUGCAUCUUCAUGUGGUCCCAGGAAGACAAGAUGAUUGGAACACAGAGAAGACAACAGUAACAUCCAGGAUACCAACAGAAACCCAGCAUGAUGUCUCCUUACUAUCUAAACAUCUGAUGGAUGUUAGACUUGGAGAGCUGUCGUCAUGGAUUGCAAACCAGCAUUUUUCCAUCCAAUCAUUGGCGAGAUCAGCACCGAAUGCUUGGGAUCGAUACUACAACAAGUAUAUUAACGUGAAACGAGGUGGCGUGGGAGGCCUGACCAUGAUGCUGGCCGGAUAUUGUGUCCUCAGCUAUGCCUGGAACUACAAACACAUCCAACAAGAUCGCAGAAGGAGGUUCCACUGACAAUUCUCAUACACGUAGAGCCAACGUAGAUAUUCUGACAUCACCGCAGCAGCAUUCAGUCACAGAUCAGCAUGGCAGGGGGUAAUAGCGUCAUGUACAGGAGGAGACAACGUUAACACUGUGACUCUGUUUACAAUCUUUUUGUAGUUGACAUGCUGUGCUUUUAUAAAAGACCUUCGUAUUUUCGUAAUGUGUGUGAAAUUAACACACUUUAGCCCCAGAAAAAAACAGAUUAUUUUGUAUUA
Molecule: messenger RNA, 1941 nt
Organism: Pelobates fuscus (common spadefoot toad)
Lineage: Eukaryota; Metazoa; Chordata; Amphibia; Anura; Pelobatidae
Gene: MTNAP1
Product: mitochondrial nucleoid associated protein 1
Exons: 5
Coding region: 146-1696 (516 amino acids)
Biological process (GO): proton motive force-driven mitochondrial ATP synthesis
Molecular function (GO): proton-transporting ATP synthase activity, rotational mechanism
Source: RefSeq, a predicted model, not a curated record